This is a messenger RNA of Pelobates cultripes (western spadefoot toad), 10102 nucleotides long. The record is from the annotation of a GenBank genome assembly. NCBI's taxonomy places the organism in Eukaryota, Metazoa, Chordata, Amphibia, Anura, Pelobatidae.
AUGCGCAUGGAAUCACCCCUAUACAGACCUACCCGGACCGUAUGGCGCUUAAAUGAACUACUCCUCUCCGACGAACCGACGCAGGCACAAUUACUGGAACAACUAAAUAACUACUUCACUGAAAACGACACCGAAGAAAUCUCCGCACUUACUCUGUGGGAGGCCCACAAAAGCGUUCUCAGGGGACUACUUAUCCGGAUAUCAGCGCAAAAAAAGAAAGAAGCACAACGACAAAUGACGGCACUAGCGGAACAGAUAGCAACGCUGGAAACGCUGCACAAGAGGACCCGACAGGAGGAGCAUUACCGCACUCUUUUGACCCUCAGACGGCAACUAUCGGACCUGAUAGCCCGCAAACACCACAGGUCGAUCCAGAGAUCGAAGGCCUUCUUCUACAUCCAUGCCAACAAGGGAGGAAGGCUGCUAGCCCGCAUGCUGCGGAACCAACAAACAAGCGCACAGGUAAGCGCGCUGCGAACAGCCAGGGGCACCACUACGCAAUUCCCUGAAGAGAUUGCAAAUGAAUUCCGCUCGUACUACGAAGACCUGUAUAACAUACCGCCCGAAAUCCCGGACGCGGACGAGACCGGCACCGCAGGAGACAUCGCACGCUACCUUAGAGACUUCAACCCUGAAACCCUAUCCCAGCAGGAAGCAGACGCUCUAGACGCCCCGAUAUCUACAGACGAGAUACUGGCAGUGAUAAAAACCACAAAAAAAGGAAAGGCACCAGGCCCGGACGGGUUCUCGGCGGGCUACUAUAAAAAGUUCAGAGACAUCUUAGCCCCACGUAUCGCCAACGCCUGCAAUCAUCUCCGGGAUGGGGGUAUAUUUCACAGAGAAUCCCUAGCAGCCAUAAUCACAGUGAUUCCCAAACCCGGUAAGAGCCCGGAAAUUUGCGGCAAUUACCGACCCAUAUCGCUGCUAAAUGUGGACGUGAAGAUUUUCUCCAAAGUACUAGCUACGCGACUGCAACAAUUCUUGCCAAGGCUAGUCCACCCAGACCAGACAGGGUUCAUUCCGGGAAGAGAGGCCAGGGAUAGCACACUGCGGGCCUUCACCAUACAAAGCCUGGCGCGUAGGGGAACAUCGGACUUCCUUAUGCUCUCCACAGACGCAGAAAAGGCGUUCGACCGGGUACAGUGGAGCUUCAUGUUGGCAGCGCUGAGGGCGAUGGGUCUGGGGAACGGCAUACUCACCUGGAUAACGGCACUAUACACCGACCCAACCGCCAGAGUACGGGUAAAUGGAGCACUCACAGACAACUUUGACAUCAACAACGGAACCAGACAGGGAUGCCCGCUGUCCCCCCUCCUCUUCGCCCUCUCAUUGGAGCCGUUUCUAGACAAGAUCAGAAGGACACCAGAGAUCCAGGGAUUUCAACAGAAAGACCAGACACACAAGGUGGCCGCAUACGCGGAUGAUAUGCUUUUCUUCGUCGCGGAACCUCAGGGCACACUGCCGGCCCUCCUACGGGAGUUCAAGCAAUACGGGCGGAUAUCAGGACUCAAGCUAAAUCUAGCAAAAUGCGAAAUCCUGGCAAUACACACCGAAAGGAACACGCAGGAGAGACUCCAACGCAAGUUCCCUUUUCACUGGUGCAAGGAACAGAUGCGCUACCUGGGGAUUUGGCUCUGCCGUGACUCGGGCGAGACAUACGAAAGGAACUAUACACCCCUCUUACGCACUAUACUGACGGACCUGUCGAGAUGGUCGUACGACCACAUCUCUUGGCAAGGCCGAAUAGCGGUGGUCAAAAUGAAUAUCCUCCCCCGCCUCCUCUACUGCUUCAGCGCUAUCCCCUGGCACCUGCCACAGGACUUCUUCACCAGGCUCAAAACAGCGGUGACGAGGUAUGUAUGGAAGGAAGGGAGACCACGGCUUAAGCAUGAAAGACUAUGUUUGCCAAAAUCAUGGGGAGGCCUGGCCCUGCCGGACUUUCGGAGAUACUUCCACGCGACAGUACUGCAAAGAAUUCGAGAAUGGCACACGGCCCCCACCAACAAACUAUGGACAAGGCUGGACAGGGAAAGCACAAACAGAGCACUCCACACAUACAUCUGGCAUCGUCCGACAGGGGCUACACAAGCCCUGGGUGCGGAGUCCCCAGUGACGCAGACGCUGAAAACCUGGACCACCCUGCGAAGGGAAGCUCACAUCUCGCCACAGCCAAGCCCCCUGAUCCCCCUGACAUAUAACGUAACCAUAGGAGGGGGACUACACGCAAACGCGUGGCCAACGCAAGGAGCAGAGGGAUAUGUACCCCUGAGUUCGGUCCUGACAAACGCCAGCCUGCGCAGCCUUCAAGAUUGGGCGGACACAGAUCGUCCGACAGUAAUGCACCGUUUCCAUUACGCACAACUGCGACACUUUUACCACAAUAUGCCCAAUAGGGAAGCGGUACACAGAAAAUGGACCUGGUUCGAACACCUCUGCCAGAGCUAUCCAGAGGCAGAUGGUAGAGUAUCGGGCAUAUACCAGCAAUUGCUCACAGGGGAACUUUCCAGAAACAACGCCUUCCAGAGGCAGUGGGAGGAAUUGACAGACAGAACCUUCACAGACGCCCAAUGGGCGCAAAUUCUCAUAUUACAACACAAAAGCUCCAUAAGCACCAGGUACCAAGAGGUGAACUACAAGCUGAUCUCCCAGUGGUACAGAACACCAGCAAAACUACACAGGAUAUUCCCAGGGGUUCCAGAUACUUGCUGGAGAUGCGAAACGCAGCGAGGUACACUGCGCCACAUUUGGUGGGACUGCCCUGGGAUCAAGCCAUUCUGGGAGGAGAUACAGCGGGAAAUCACUACAAUUCUGGGUGAUCCACCAGACUUUAGCAUAGAGGCUGUGCUCCUACACUUCUUCACGGGACAGCUGGCACAAUACAAACGCUCAAUCCUACGACAUCUGCUGAAUGCGGCCAAAGCAUUGAUCCCAGCGAAAUGGAAGCAAACCCAGCCACCUUCCAAAACGGAAUGGCUGCAGAGAAUAGAAGAGAUCCACACAGCUGAGGCGAGAUAUGCUGAAAUACUUGGAAGGAGGGACAAACACCUUGAACUGUGGACGCCAUGGUACUUAUACACGUCACAACAAGGAUAGGGGAUGGGUCACCACGGGGAUCCUAGACAGCUGGACCAACACGCGCAUCUUAACACAAUCACCCUCUUCCCCACCUCAACCAGACCUGAACUGAUGGACUAACUCGGGAGUCAGGACAGACUCAUGCCACACCAUAGCUAUGCCCCACACCUUCCAGACCUCCCCCCUUACACACUCCCACCCAUACCUAUCUUUCCCCUCCUCUUCCCUCUCUCUUUCCCCGGGCGAGGCCGGGGACCGCCAGGCGCAACAGGGCCACGAUAUAUUUGAGCCCGAGAAGGCACCACGACUUCCCUAAGGGACGUGGGCCCAACGAGACAUCGCUCAAUUGACUCAGAGGGGUCCCAUGACGUGGGAACUCCCACAAUAAACCGCAAACACAAGCCAACUCUGGAUGACUGAUACAACUGAGCACUGAGACAUCACACCAUCCCCAUCCGAAGGGGGAAACACUUCAGACACACCAUAGAUACCACACGUGGACAGCGACUGAAGCAUGAUAACGAUGACCGACCACAAGUAAGCAAUGCGACAGAGACGGCUGGCCUGGGUGCCUCCCCCCCCCCCUCGCGGCGGGGGAGGGGACGCAGACCCGGGGAGAGGGGGUAGCUGACCCAGGAGAGAACCCACAACAUAUCUAGGCACCACCAAAGUUAAGGAAAAGACAACAGGAAAGGGAGCCCCAGGCCAGGUGCACGACUAUAGGACCUGAUCCCGCAAACCGACCCCUUUCUCACUCCCCAUGUACGAGGACGUGACCUGGGACCUACCGCACCACUCACCAUUGGAUUGAGGUUCAGCUAUAGAAUUAUACGGCCCUCACUGAUGUGGGCCAGCGGUCAUCCGCUUCCGAUAACGUUUUAUAAAGGUUCAUCUAGAGUUGGCGGUACCUGUGUCAGACGCAAUUGGAGACCUGCGAGUCUCACUGACGAUAUAAGCUCUGCUAUCUGUUAUUGUUUGAACUGCUAAUAAAAGCUUUAUUUACAAAAAAAAAAAAAAUUAAUGGUAAGUUUAUUAAAGGAUAAUUAAAAUUACUAUGUUAAAAAUAACAAUUACCAAAAAUAAUAAAAACAAAAUAAGGUAUUACUAAUAGUCUGUAUAGUAGUCCACUUGUUGCCAAGAUGCGUUUCGCCGUAUAAAUCGGCUUCCUCAGAAACCCAUUGGUACUGUAUUUGCUGGACUUUGCUGAGGUCUUUGUUGAGGGCUGGCAACAUGUGGCAAACAAUUUGCUCAAUUUGAGGCAAAAACAGCAAAUUGAUACAUCACAUCCACUCCUUUUUCUUAAUUUUAUAUCAAAGUUAAAGUAAUGCUGCAAUAACUGAAAUCAGGGCCUGACUGUGGGUGCAAAGCAGCCCUGGGAAAAAAAAUCUAUGCCAGCCCCAUAAAUCAUUGCGCCAUGUAUUGUCACAUGUAUGUAAGGCUAUCUCUUGCCACCCCAGAGUAAUAUAUAAACACACACAUAUGUGUUAAGGCUUUGCCUGGAGUUGUGGGAGGUGCUUGUGUGACCUACAAAGGGACUCCCCCUUUCCUAACCUACCAUCAAUGGUCUGACGAUCUGCAUUCUACUGCUUCCAGUGCAUGCAGACCGCCAUCUCGCUACUUACUUGUCCGGGGAACGCUUCUGUAUCCUGCUUUCCAUGUCCAGAAUCGAUUCAGCAUUGCUGGUUCAUCCCAUCGGGAUUCCACUUCAGCACAGGUCCAGUCACUGCAGUCAGCCCCUCCUCUGUUUCUCCCAUACAGCCCACUGACCCGGAAGCUCCUGCUGACCUCCGUCCCUCCGACUGGCGGUUGCACCCGCGCCCUCCUUUGGGCUUCAUCAUGGUUUGUAACUAUUCUAUUUGCAUUAACAUAUACUUUGCAUUCGUAUAUAUUCUUUGUUGUUUGUUUGCUUUCAUGGUUUUUAGCCAUUCUAACACACUAACAUUGUUCGACUCUUUCUAUAUGAACGUUUUUUUUUGGCUCAAACGCACGAAUGCGGUUGCAUGUUUUCAAUCGGUUAAGCGGGCACGAAUGCCUUAUGGCAGUAUAGGACUUUCGUGUUCUCAAUUGUCAUUUGUAUACUUUCGUUCAUUGUAGAACAAAUCCCCGCAAAGUUGAAUCUGUCCGUAUUCACUCAGUUCGCACUUUUAUUCUCACGAGCGCUUGCCUUAGAACUCUUUUUCAUGAUACUAAAUCCUUUAGUUCGUCCGUACAUCUUAGAUGGAUCUUUGGCUUGUGGCCCUCUAGGGUUAAUUUCUAGGUACUAUAUCUGUCAUCGUACAGCAUAGACAGAUUAUGGCUUGGGGCCCUCUAACGUUUAAACUUUAGUAUUACAUCUGUUAUAAAUAUGGUCUUACUGUUUAAAUGUAUAAAUGUUAAAACUCUCAUUUUUGGUACUAAUUAUUACAUUUGCAGGUAUCUAUUAUACGGAUAUUUUGAUUGUUUUAGGACUGCUGAUUCUUAUACAUUAUUUUAGAUUUGUGUUAGUAUUCUCUUCUUUAUGUUUUAUAUUAUUGUGCUGUCCUUUGUAUAUGUUAUGCAAGGAUCAACUGUUCAACUGCUCUGUUAUGCAAGGUUAUUCAUUUUAAAGCAGCAUGGGUGUAAGGAUUUACCUAAAUAUGAUUUUAUGGUUGAAAGCCAUGGGCCUGUGCAUGGGGGGGUACUUUUGUACACAUGAGGUCUUGCUAACAUCCAUUUUCUUAUGUCUUAUCAAUCAUAUUCUAUUACAGGUUAUCAAUUUGAUAUGUAGCGGUGUAUGUUUCGGAGACCCUUAGCUCACCAUGCAUCGCUCUAAUGCUCAAUAACUAUUACCACCGUAUGUAUCAUUUUAAACAAAUGGUUACUUUAGGUUAUGGACAUGCGAUCUGUCUCAUGUUUUUAUAAGUAUAUUUUCACCGAUAAUAUUUAUGAGUAUUUUGUCAUUAAACUUUAGGUUUGUUUGUGACUAAUAUUUUACUCUCUGUUAUCAGAUCAUCAGAUUACAUUUUUUUCCAUAGGUAUGUCAUUUACUGGUUCUAAAGUCCAUACUAUACAGAAACCUACCCAAGUUCUUAUACGAAUUCAGUUAAGUUUUUAGCCACGAUGGCUCCCCCUUGCAAUAUAGUCCUUUUAAAGUUAGUAGGUUGACUAGCUUAUAGGGAUCUAGUUGACCAAUAGAUGUUAAGUUUCUGGCAUCUCUGCCUUAGAGUUAGUGGUACUGCGAGGCAAACACCCAUGCUCCACACGUGAGGUAUUAUGUCCCACGGGCCAAAACAUAGUUAGCUGCCUCGCACAGUUGCAUAGAGAAGGCCUCACUUGUCACACCCAAUCUAUCUUAUGCUUUAAAUAUCCCAGAGAGGCCGACAUCCCACCACGACGUGCAGUGGCCACGAAUUCCCUCGCGCCAACUCAUAGAUAGAGCCUCUCAAGCCACUUGGAAACUAGCAGGGCCUUCACGCGGCACCAACCUAGUGAAUGGUUUCGCCACUUGGCACUAGCUAGCCAGCCGCUUAAAUGAUCCUGAUACAAGUUAAUUAUAACUAUGUGUCAGUAUGUCUCAGAUCUCUGACGUAGGUGAUGACGUGUAAAUCCCCUGUACUCUAGUCAGGUCCACUACACCUACACGAUAGGUGAUGCCAAUAGUCUGGCUUCUUUCUGGAUAUUGCCCAAUCCUAACAUAACGGCUGAGCUACUUUCCUUUCCCAGCCAGGAUAGCGGUACUGUUCAGGCUCAUGUGCACGAAUAAGGACAAUGCUGAUGCUGGAGUAUGCACGAGUUGCUCGAGCAACACCGACCUCCACGCAAGGUCUCAGCACUCGUGUCCUCUAUGAGUUGAAUACAUGAGAGACUGGGAAGACUAGAAACACAUUGUCUAGCCAGACUUUCUUCAGCUUCCGGUAUUAGGCCCCUUACUGGGACAUAUCGACUUCUAUUAUAUGACUUGGCCCUCUCCAUGGCUGAGCGUCGCAAUUAACUGUAGUAAAUACGUCAGGCUCCACUUAGGCCUACACUAUAUGGUUCAGUAAUAUAAAUUAAUGUGUAUAUACAUUCACCGUACUUACAUUAACACAGCCCUGAUGGGACUCAUUGGCUCACAAGGGUUUCCUUUGGUUUAGUUAUACUGAUUAUGGGUUGUUGGUUUGCUUCUCGUACACUUGUUAGCUUGAUUUGUCCUCCAUUAUGGUCCAUGUAUAUACUUUUCAUUGGAUAUUCUUGUUCAUACUGAUGCUCACUGACACACACAUGAUCCCAACAGAAAAGUUCACUGACACACACACAUGCUUCCAACAGACAAGCUCACUGACACACAGACACACAUGCUCACUACAGACAAGCUCACUGACACACACAUACAAGAUCACCCACUAGCAGCCACACACAUACAAGCUCCCUCACUAGCAGGCAUAUACACACAAGCUCACUCACUAGCACACAUACAGACACAAGCUCCCUCACUAGCAGGCACACCCACAAGCUCACUGACUAGCAGGCACACAUGCAAGCUCACUCACCAUCAGGCAUACCCACACCCCCAAGGUCACUCACUAUCAGGCAUACCCACACCCACAAGCUCACUCACUAGCAGGCACAAACAUAAGCUCCUUCACUAGCAGGCACAAACACACACAACCUAUCUCACUAGCAGGCACACUAGCAGGCACACUAGCAGGCACACAAGCAGGCACACACGCUCUCUCACUAGCAGGCACACACACACACACACACACAAGUUCACUCAUUAGCAGGCACACACACACAACCUCUCUCCCUAGCAGGCACACACACACACUGUCAUGGCUGAAGCUUACCUGUCACUGGUAGGUAAAGGUUCCAUUUUGUGGCCUCUUCCUUCCAGCAAGGUCAGCAAUGUGUGUGUGGGGGAGUGGAGCUUGUUCUGGAGGCGGGGCUUGAGUGCAUAGGUGGGACAUGCAUCCAAAAUGGCUGUAAAUUGUGCAGGGAGACAGACUAAUUGUGGCCGCAACAGCCCCCAGCUCCUCCCUUUUUACUCCCUUCGGAUUGACACAGUCUGAAAGGAAAAAACUUAAACUACAUGUGCCUGAUGAUUAGGGCUGUCUGCCUGGUAUCCCGGUGGGUCAGUCCAGUCCUGACUGGAAUAAAAUAACAAUAAAACAAUACAGUUACACAACAUAUUCAGUUAUACUCUGUAAAGCAACAGCCUUCAAACCUGUCUACACUAGUGGAAUGGGUGACAAAACUUCCCCUGCUUCCUUGCCAUCCUAUCCCUGUAUGGAGGGACUAUUUGUUAAAUUAAUUUCAUACUAAGAACUCUGACCAGUUAAGUUACUUAAAUGCAUUCUGCGAGUUAAACAUUGUUUAAUUGUACGCUAGUUGUUCCAAAUGUUAAUUCCUGCUACAAAAUGUGUGUUUUCUGUUAGAACAAUCAGGCUUUGCUGAAAGGUGCAAAGGACCUGUUGAUUUCCAGUAUUACACAGAUGACAUGACAUUCUUAUUUGUGUCUAUGUAUGUCCAGUAUAUGUUUCAUUAAAUUAUUAUACGUGACCUGCAUGUUGCGGAGUUCAGUGGUACCAACGCUAGCAAAAGUUCUUGCAAGGCAGAUACACGAGCAUCAAAUUAACAAACCAUUGAAGACUUAGUUAACACAAUUCCACAAAUGUCUUAAUAAGCAUUUUAACAACUAAAAAGAAAAAUCUUCCAUACAUAGAAAUUUUCAUCCUUCCUUCCCUUUUUUUCAGAUUCUAUUCUUGUCAUAAGCGUCAGAGCACUUGUUAAUUUAUGAGUGGUGAAAGGCAUCUUCUUUCUUGGUACAAUUGUUUCAAACAUAUCAUAUUUUGCUGUAAAUCCAUUAAAGGCAGUACACUGUAUUUUAUUCUUUUCAUUUUGUGCACAUAGACAUCAAGUCACAAACACUGUAAAAUAUGGGUGCAUCUUGGGACACAAAAUUAGUAAUGGUUCAGAAAUAGAACAUUUCAGUGAAGAUUCAAAUGUGCUAGACCUCAACAGUAAUAGAUAGCACUGAAUUAAACCAAUUAAAACAGCUUGGCUAGGUUCUACAAUAUCAUACAAUUGUGAUUGUCAUUUUCUUAGAGCCAUUCAGCUCCAAUGAAAAUGUAUUUAAGCCACAUGUACCAUUUUGACAAGGGGUAGAAUAGUAAUCAGUAGGAAAAUUUACUCAUGAACUGUUCUGACUUUAAAGGGACACUCCACUGCCCCAGGCUGAAUAGCGUUUUCACAACUAUGGUGUCAGGAAUACAUGUUUGUAUUCCUGACACUAUAGUGUUCCUUUAAGCAAAUUAAAGUAACAUUUUGGUCACCAUAACAAAUUCAUAUAUAUAUAUACAUAUAUAAAAUGACCAAAGUUAAAAAACUGCACUAAGUACAAAAUAUGCAUGUGCUGCAUCCCUACUUCUCCCAUAUCUACUCUUGCAGACCUCCCAAUUUAGGGAAGUAGGUAGAUUGGAAAUAUGGUAAUAUGGUGUGUGAGUUCAGGGGAGGGGGUGGGGGCAUCGACACAACCUGCAUUCCUGGCAUUGCUCAAAGGAGUAGACCAACUCAGAAAGGGUGCAGGCUCAUUUAAAUAAGGGCCAUAUAGGGAGGCGGAGCUUAACCACGGAACGGAGCGGUCGCAUGUUUAGCGAGCUCCGGCAAAAACGCGACUAAAUACCAACAAAUAUACCUCUCACAGCCCUUAUAAUCCUACCAACCGACGGCCAGGGCAAGAGGGCAAAGCACUCGCCUGAUCGAUGCCCUUUUUAUACCGCCAGACGGGACGGAAAGCACGCCGCACAUCCAAGGCCUACCCAGACUACAGGGCCUUCAAAACGGCGCUCCACAACGCGGUCUUCCCCACUGCCAUACCGCCCAUGGAGCACACAGCCACCGACCCGACAAACAUGGGACGAAAAUCCCAGCGGAUAGCAACAGGUGCGUGCAAAGAUACACAGGACAUUAGCACCAUGCUCCAGCGCACCGCGGCCCCGAAAAUGGCGGCCACACCUGACCCAGACACGAGCUCCACGUGCUCGGAGUUUGUCAUGGGGGACACCCUAGAACAUCACUCAGCCCAAGCUGA